CUACCCCAUCAUCAAGUCAGGGGAGUAUAUAAAGACCAAAUCUCCAGGGAACUCUGACAGUUUGCCAUUGAAUGUUUGUGAUUGCUCGUAUCAGCUGUAAAAUUUCAAUCAUCAACACCAUCCCCAAUUAAUCAACCAAAAAUUCUAAUUAGCAAUAAUUACCGAAGGGGUGAUAACUCUGGACUUUGACUCUGAUGUGAUGAUUUUUUGUUUAUGACUCCGAAAAAUUCGUGAUGGGCAAUUGAUUAUCUGUGAUUUUUUCAAAUUAAUUUGUGAUUUAUUUAAAUUCGGGGGAAAAUGGCAUCGCAUUUGGGGUACAAUUUUGAGGAGAGGGCACAGAGAAUGAAUGGGAGGCACCGGGGAGGGCCUUCCAAGGCUGAUAAUAUUUGCACGAGUUCUCAGUAUUACGUCGGAAGCGGUGAUCUUGGGGAAGAGGAUCUCGCGGAUUUGCCGUCGUGCGUUUAUGCUGGGAGAUCUUCGCAACAUGUUAACACUCACUCUUCACCGCAUACGCACUCGCCAUUACAUUAUCACAUGCCAAUUUCAACACCAGAUCAUAAUGAUAAUGAGAUGAACGGUGUGGACGAGGGAUAUUACCCCAACGGAAGUCCCUACAGAAUCCAGAGGCACGCGGCAAAUAUUCGUGAGCGUCGACGAAUGCUUAGCAGCAUAAACUCGGCUUUCGACGCGCUUAGGGGCCACGUGCCGACAUUUCCGUACGAAAAACGACUAUCCAAAAUUGAUACACUUCGACUCGCAAUUGCGUACAUCGCACUUCUCACUGAAGUUCUCAAAGUUAAAAACGUCGAUCCCCUGACGUACAUCGAGAUGUGUCUCAGAGGUGAAAUGAGUAGUGAGAGGGCUGAGUGGAAUACAAGUGAUCUAAUGGCGCGUCUUGCGUGGAUAAAUUGGGAAAAUCUCGGAGUGAAUCCGAAUCGAAGAUCGAGUCUCACAACUCUGACUCUCACCGCAGACAAUUUGAAUUAACCCAGAAGAAUUUUUCAUUAAUUUGUGUUGUAAAUAUCUGUUCAGGAACUAAGUACCAAAUUUUCAAUGUACCCAGAGCAACUAUUAGUUAUUUAAUCUAGUCAAACGUGCAAUACGAACGAUAAAAAUUUCGUAUUUUCGUGGUACCUGUACUAUUGGAUUUCUAGGAAUUAGUGUAAGUAGAAUUUUAUUUGGUAAUAUUUGAAUAAA
Messenger RNA from Fopius arisanus, 1197 nucleotides. It is a transcript of the gene Fer2, whose product is annotated as 48 related 2. Gene Ontology annotation, molecular function: RNA polymerase II transcription regulatory region sequence-specific DNA binding; DNA-binding transcription factor activity, RNA polymerase II-specific; protein dimerization activity. Gene Ontology annotation, biological process: developmental process; regulation of transcription by RNA polymerase II. Lineage: Eukaryota; Metazoa; Arthropoda; Insecta; Hymenoptera; Braconidae. The transcript has 5 exons. The record is from RefSeq and is a predicted model, not a curated record. Bases 298 to 987 code for a protein of 229 amino acids.